This is a messenger RNA of Stylophora pistillata, 495 nucleotides long. RefSeq names its product large ribosomal subunit protein P2. Gene Ontology annotation, molecular function: structural constituent of ribosome. The record is from RefSeq and is a predicted model, not a curated record. Gene Ontology annotation, biological process: cytoplasmic translational elongation. Gene Ontology annotation, cellular component: cytosolic large ribosomal subunit; ribosome. NCBI's taxonomy places the organism in Eukaryota, Metazoa, Cnidaria, Anthozoa, Scleractinia, Pocilloporidae.
CUCGGUCUUUCUCUCUCGUUUGUCCGAUUUGACGAACAUUCGAAAACUUUGAGAACAUUCAUUUGUGGCGUGCACAUCGUUUCGUGUCUUAGUUGACUUAAAAAAUGCGUUACGUGGCCGCUUACCUACUUGCCACCCUUGGAGGGAACAAAAAUCCAUCUGCAUCAGACAUCACAGCCAUCCUUGGAAGUGUUGGCAUUGAUGUUGAGUCAGAUCAACUUGAUGUAGUCAUGAAGGAGUUGAGUGGAAAGGAUAUCAAUGAGGUGAUUGAAGCAGGCAAAUCCAAGCUGGCAUCAGUUCCAACAGGUGGUGCUGUGAUGGCAGCAGCAUCAUCAGGUGGGGGCGCUGCUGCUCCUGCGGGUGAGAAGGCAGAGGAGGAAAAGAAAGAAGAGAAGAAGGAAGAGGAGGAAGAAGAAUCUGAUGAUGACAUGGGAUUUGGCUUGUUUGAUUAGGCAAUUCUACCUGAAUACAAAUAAAUCUUUGUAGCCUCCAGGA